UGUGUGGUGACGCGAAGAUGGAGUAAGCUAGCUGGGCGUUCGGGCAAACGGGCACCGCUGUCACCAUGGACAGGACUUUCUGACCUCGCCGAAGCUUCAAUUGCAAUUUACGUGAGGCUGUGACCCCCCCAGGUGUGACCAUGUUGGCGCGUCUGUUCAGGCUCCACGGCCUGCUGGUGGCCUCCCACCCGUGGGAGGUCAUAGUGGGCACCCUGGCCCUCACUGUCUGCCUGGUGUCUAUGAACCACAACCUGGUCGCCAGCAGCCAGAUGUGCAACUGGAAUGAGUGCCCCAAAGUCGAGGAGAAAAUCUACAGCAGUGACGUGAUGAUCCUCACAAUCACGCGCUGCACGGCCAUCGUUUACAUCUAUUUCCAGUUCAGGAAUCUGCGACAACUGGGCUCCAAAUACAUCCUGGGUAUUGCCGGGUUGUUCACGGUGUUUUCCAGCUUUGUUUUCAGCACAGUGGUCAUCCACUUCUUUGGGAAAGAGCUAACGGGUCUUAAUGAAGCUCUGCCCUUCUUCCUCCUGCUCAUCGACCUGUCCAAAGCCUGUGCGUUGGCCAAAUUUGCCCUCAGCUCAAACUCUCAGGAGGAGGUGAGGGAGAACAUCUCCCGGGGCAUGGCCAUCCUGGGCCCCACCUUCACCCUGGACGCUCUGGUGGAGUGUCUGGUCAUUGGGACCGGCACCAUGUCGGGUCUGCCUCAGUUAGAGAUCAUGUGUUGUUUUGGCUGUAUGUCCGUCCUGGCCAAUUACUUUGUCUUCAUGACCUUCUUCCCUGCGUGUGUCUCCCUGGUCCUGGAGCUGUCCAGAGAAAGUCGCGAGGGCCGUCCAGUCUGGCAACUGAGCCACUUUGCCCGCGUGCUGGCCGAAGAAGAGGACAACAAGCCCAACCCGGUGACCCAGAGGGUCAAAAUCAUCAUGUCUCUGGGCCUGGCCUUGGUUCACGCUCACACUCGACUCGCAGCGGAGCAGCCGGGUCAGAAUCGCUCGUCGGAGGGACCCAUCGCGACGAGUCUGGACUCUGGCGGGACCAUGAGGCCGUUGAGGCUCACCAGCAUGGACCUGGAGCAGGUGAUCACUCUCGGUCUGGCCCUGCUGCUGGCUGUGAAGUACGUCUUCUUCGAGCAGACGGAGGCGGAGUCUUCCCUGUCCCUGAUGAGUCCCAUUAUCAGCUCUCCUCUGAAGCCCGCGGUGGCGGGGGACCGCUGCAGGAGGGACUCCCCCAAACCCCAGACAAUCGCGAGCGGCGCAUCAGCAACCGAUUCCCCCCCGCCGCCCGUCUCGGACCCGAAACGUCCCCCUGAGGCCGACGCGGCUCUCGGAGAGAAGGCGGCGCCGUCGGAGAGCUGCGGUCCCUCUUUCUCUCUUGCUCAGACGCCACCUGUUCCGGAGAGCAGCUGUAAGUCGGAGGCCCGGACGCUCGAGGAGUGUAUGGCCGUCCUCUCGGAUCCUCAGAGGGGACCCCGUUUCCUCAGCGACGAAGAGGUGAUGAACCUGGUCUCCUCGCGGAACAUCCUGAACUACAAGCUGGAAUCUGCCCUGGAGACUCCGGAGAGGGGCGUGGCCAUCAGGAGGGAAAUGCUGUCGCCCAAACUGCCCGUCCGGUCUGCGUUGGCUGCUCUUCCUUAUAAGGACUACGACUACUCUAAGGUGAUGGGGACCUGCUGUGAGAACGUGGUCGGCUACAUGCCGGUGCCAGUGGGAGUGGCCGGUCCUCUCCUAUUGGAUGAGAAGCCGUUUUACGUUCCUAUGGCAACCACCGAGGGCUGCCUGGUCGCCAGCACCAACAGGGGAUGCAGGGCGCUUUCCCUGAGCGGAGGUUGCCGCAGCAGGAUCCUGGCCGACGGCAUGACCAGGGGUCCCGUGGUGAGGCUGCCCUCGGCGUGCCGGGCCGCGGAGGUCAAAGUCUGGCUCGAGACCUCGGACGGAUUCGCCACGAUCCGAGAGGCUUUCGACCGGACCAGCAGGUUCGCCCGUCUGGAGAAGCUGCUGGUGGGCUUAGCCGGGAGGAACUUGUACAUCCGCCUUCAGUCCCAGACGGGAGACGCCAUGGGCAUGAACAUGCUCUCCAAGGGCACGGAGCAGGCGCUGCAGACGCUCCGGCAGCAGUAUCCAGAUGUGGAGGUGCUGUCGGUCAGCGGCAACUACUGCACCGACAAGAAGUCCGCCGCCAUCAACUGGAUCCUGGGUCGGGGGAAGUCCGCCGUGUGCGAGGCCACCAUUCCCGCCGACGUGGUCAGGGAGGUGCUGAAAAGCAGCGCCGCUUCUCUGGUGGAGCUGAACAUCAACAAGAACCUGGUGGGCUCGGCGAUGGCCGGCAGCAUCGGGGGCUUCAACGCCCACGCCGCCAACAUUGUGGCGGCCAUCUAUAUCGCCUGUGGACAGGACCCGGCUCAGACGGUGGGGAGCUCCAACUGCAUCACCCAGAUGGAGUUGGCCGGUCCGGAGGGGGCGGACCUGUACAUCAGCUGCACGAUGCCCUCCAUCGAGCUGGGCACCGUGGGGGGAGGCACCAACCUGGCGCCGCAGCAGGCCUGUCUGCAGAUGCUCGGCGUUCAGGGUACCAGUUCCGGCGAGCCGGGUGAGAACGCCCGUCAGCUGGCCCGCGUGGUGUGUGGCACGGUGCUGGCGGGGGAGCUCUCCCUGAUGGCCGCUCUGUCAGCCGGACACCUGGUCAAGAGCCACAUGGCCCACAACAGAUCCAAAAUCGACCUGAAGGAAGCGCCGUCGUCGGAGUCGGAGGCGGCAGCGUGACGAGUGUCGGGGUCCCGGAGGUCGAGGACGUCCUCGCGAUGAAGACCGCUCCCCGAAACACUUUUCUUCGGGCUGAGACGUCACGCUGCGGCUCCUCGUCCGAGCCGUCGGCCGGUCGCUGGACAUCUCCGCCGCCGUGUUUCUGAUGGGGGAACUGGUCUCUGAGUAGAAAGCCCUGAACAGACAUCCCGUGUGCCUCUUAAUGACUUAAUAUAUUUAUUUUUCAUCCGAAAUGCAUGAAGCGAUCUCCUCAAACAGCGACAAAUGGAUCUCUGCUCCCUUCCUGAUCGGAGUUCCUGUAUACCGUGUAUACUGCAGAGCGCUGUGGCCGGGAAGCAUCUGCCAACAGAGUCCGUCACAAAGUGACCGGUGUGAACUCGUGGCUACGGGCAGAUACAGGACCAAUGGGAACACUGGAAAAACCAAAGCCACACGGUCUGAUAUCCGCAGGUUGUGUUUUCCGUACCUGAACGCUUGGAUGUGGCCUUACAGUUCCUGGAUAGAAUAUUUAAUUUUAAGCUCUUCAUUUGAAAAGAUUGUUCUGUGUUUUCUUAUGAGAAUUAAAGUAUGUUACUUCUGAA
Molecule: messenger RNA, 3337 nt
Organism: Pseudoliparis swirei
Lineage: Eukaryota; Metazoa; Chordata; Actinopteri; Perciformes; Liparidae
Product: 3-hydroxy-3-methylglutaryl-coenzyme A reductase-like
Exons: 20
Coding region: 141-2756 (871 amino acids)
Biological process (GO): coenzyme A metabolic process; isoprenoid biosynthetic process; sterol biosynthetic process
Cellular component (GO): endoplasmic reticulum membrane; peroxisomal membrane
Molecular function (GO): NADP binding; protein binding; hydroxymethylglutaryl-CoA reductase (NADPH) activity
Source: RefSeq, a predicted model, not a curated record